Molecule: messenger RNA, 1627 nt
Organism: Pyricularia oryzae 70-15
Lineage: Eukaryota; Fungi; Ascomycota; Sordariomycetes; Magnaporthales; Pyriculariaceae
Exons: 3
Coding region: 215-1390 (391 amino acids)
Source: RefSeq, a predicted model, not a curated record
UUCACGUUUGUUGUUUUUUUCUUUUUUUUUUAUCUGAGAUGUGAUAGCAGACGAUCGAUCGUUUCCCAUCUCCUGCCAGUCUUGGCUUGCAAGCAUCCCCCAAAUCCCUCUAUGUUGAGGAGCUCCAAGCUCGAACUUGCACAAAAACAACAACAACAAAAACAACAAGAAAGCGGCUAGCAGCUAGCAGCUAGCAGUCAAGACUCGAAAAAAAAUGUCGUCGCGAGCCGAGGAGAGUAACACCGAGUGGCUGAUGGGCGUCAUGUGCACCUUUUAUGCCCUCGCCAUCUUCAGCGUCUGCCUGCGCAUGUACACGCGCCUCGUGGUGGUCAAGUCGCCCGGCCUCGACGACUACUUCAUGGUGGCGGCGGCGGCGUGCGCAACCGUCGGCAUGGCCACGCACGGCGUCCAGUCCCAGAACGGGAUGGGCAAGCACUACGAGUUCAUCACGCCGCCGAUGCGCGUGGAGUACUCAAAGUUUGGCUUCUUCCAGAGCAUCAUCAACAACACGGGCGGCAUCUCGAUCCUCAAGGUCUCCAUCGCCCUCUCGCUGCUCAAGCUGGGCGGGGGGAACAGGGCCUACACAAACACCCUCUACGCAUUCCUCGCCCUGACCGCCGCCGUCACCAUCUACGCCUGGUGCACCUUGAUCUUCUUUUGCGACCCCGUCCACGGCUACUGGGACAAGACCAUCAACCCCAAGUGCUAUGACAUUAAGCUCUUUGUCGUGUUUGGACUGGUCCACACCGCCGUCAACAUGUUUACCGACGUCGCUUUUGCCCUGCUGCCAAUCCCCAUCAUCUGGAUGUUGCAGAUGAAGAAGAGGACCAAGAUCUAUCUUUGCAUUGUCCUGAGCCUGGGUCUGAUUGCUGUCGUCAUGGGAGUCCUCAAGGCCACAUACCAGAUCAAACACGGCGGCGACCGAGACGUCGCCUUUAUGCAUGGCGUGCAGUUCUGGGCCUUCCUCCAGCUCAACACGGGCAUUAUAGCCGCCUGCGCCCCGACCCUCAAGCCCCUCCUCGGCCGCACCCUACACCUCGGCAGCACCGCCAAGCCCCGGAGCUAUGGCAACAGCAGCAGCGCCAUGUACUUUGACAGCAAGGGCAACAACAGGUCCCGGUCCAACAGGGGCUACAUCAACCACACCGACAACGACGAGGUCGACAUUGAGCUGAGCCGCACGAGCAGGCAGAUACUGGGCGGAGGCGUCGGUUCGUUCCACGCCGGCGCCGUGGGCGGUGCCGAGGCCCUGAGGCAGCAGCAGCAACAACACGGGGGCGGCUCGUCGUCGGCUUCCAAGGGUGCGGACUCGCAGAGUGAAGAGUUUAUACUGCAGGGAACCGCAGAAGGUGGCAUUCUGAGGACCACGGAAAUAUCGAUACAGCGGUGAAAAUCGGGUAGGACUGAAAAUCAUUCGACUUUGCAUACGAGGUAUGACUAAUAUCAAACAAUUGUUAAUGAGCUAGGAGGUUGGAGAUCAGUGGCACCUCUAUCUAUUUACCUGUCUCCUUACCUGUCUCCCUACCUGUCUUCCUACCUGUCUUCCUACUUGUGUACCUACUUUAUCCUUACCCUUAUAUAACCUAGAUACCCACGUCAUCACGCGAAAAAAGCAUUUCGCUCAGUA